Messenger RNA from Prunus armeniaca (apricot), 1797 nucleotides. The record is from the annotation of a GenBank genome assembly. NCBI's taxonomy places the organism in Eukaryota, Viridiplantae, Streptophyta, Magnoliopsida, Rosales, Rosaceae.
AUGAAUCACAAAAACUGGCUUACUCGAUCAUUGGAUGAUAUGCCUAGAAAAGAGGAAGACAAAAAGGAACUAAUAAGGUUUUGGAAUGAGUUUUACACUUAUUUAUUGCAAAAUACUAACAAGAGUGGACAACAUGGUAAGAGUCACUCAGUUCAGUAUAAGGAAACCGCCUUCGAUAUUUUGGAAGAAGCAAAAACAAGAUUACCAUUAAGUGUAGAUGAAUUAAGUGAGAUCCAAAAGCAAAUUGAGGAGAUUACUAUAUGGUUCGAUGAGAAAUCUAUUUUUAGGUCAGCUUCCGACAUAAUCAAAAUCUUAAUCAGGGAAAAUGAGGAAAGUGCUAAGGAUUUUCUCAGGAGAAGGCCAUUCGAAAAGGAUGAUCUUGAAUUGCUUUCAGAGUUCGGUCAAUAUACGAUUGAGGCAUUAAUAGUUCAUGUACUAAGUAUGUUUUUUUACUCAGUUGAAUCUAACUCACUAAUUCGUGUUGCUUCUUUGGUUGAACAACUAGAGUCUAGUGUCCGUCACCAAGCUUCAUUAUUGAAAAGCGGCAGGUGUAAUAAACCGUUUUCUAGUGCCACGAAUGAUUUCAAAGUGAAGAAGUCUGGUAAGGAUAGGAAAAGAUCCAAAUUGGUGAUGAUGUAUCCCUUCGGUUCCGGCUUAGUUCAAUUCAUGGAGGAAAGGAAAUUGAUCAGUUUAGUGACUGAUUUGAGCGGUACUGUUCGAGUGAAGAAGAAGAAAGGAUCUUAUUUUCUUCCAAGCCAUCUCUACGCAGUCUGCAACUUUGAUAUUUCAUUACUACCGAUCAAGCUCAACCUGCCUAUGGUAUGCAAACCUCGAGAUUGGACGAGUGCCUGCCGGGGUGAUCAAAAUCCUAGAUACCUGUCCGAUCUAUCAGGGGGUUACUUAAGUGGGCCAACAGGUGGCCUAUAUGAUCGUUACCGCCUCUUAAGUUCAGGUGACAUUAAUCAUUUUUAUAUUGAUAUUGGAAGAGAAAAGAAUUACGAGAAACUGUGUCUUGUAAUGAACAAGCUGCAGGGUCAGGCCUUUCAAAUCAACAGUCAUUGGUUGAAAUGUCUUAAAUAUAAUGAGGACUCAUUUGUUGAAUCUGGUUUACUCAUGCCAAGAUUUCUAUCCUCUAUGAAUAUCAAAGAUGUAUCCAACUUACUUAGAGAGUUUCACAUGAAGGAUGAGGUUAUUAAUAAAUUAUGUAACUUUAGCGAAUUGUUACAUACUUUAUCUAAGAACAUACAGCGUUCUCGUUAUGAGAAUUUGAUUAUGAAGCUGGCACAAGCCUACGAAGGUUAUCAUUUUUAUUUGCCAGCCUUUCUCGACUUCCGAGGUCGAAUCUACCGCAGUGGUGUCUUGCAUUUCCACGAGCGUGAUCUAGCAAGAAGCAUGAUCGUCUUUGCGGAUAUCAAAUCUAGUGGCAAUAUUGACAUGAAUGCAUAUCUCGCCGCAGCAGCCUUCCAUUACAAGUCUUUCGUCUCUGUCGACGAGGCAUUAUACUUUUCUAAUAACAACUUCUUGCAGCUCAGUCAUGAUGAUGAUCUUCUCAUGUACGCUCGGGAGGCUAAACGCCCCUUUCAGCUCUUCGCCCAUCUAAUUGGAGUUACCUCUCCAAAUUUGAAGGUUAUUACGCGCAUCCCUUUAACCCAAGACGCCUCAGCGAGUGCAUAUCAGAUUAUGAGUUACUUUUUGUUGGAUGAAAGCCUGGCUUCGAGAACGAAUCUCAUCCCAUCUUUGGAUGGAAAAUCCAAGAUGUUUAUUCAUUCAUCCUCGAAGAUCUCAAGGUGUUCAUGA